CUCCUCUUUCGCUUUCGCUUCCGCUGUGCCCGCCGCCGCCGCCGCCGCCCUCCGAGCAUGGACGACCCCGAGUGCGACUCCACCUGGGAGGAGGACGAGGACGCAGACGCGGAGGACGGCGAGGACGGCGACGAGGCCGGCGCGGGCGAGGCGGACGUGGGCGCCGAGGACGAGGACGAGGACGAGGGCUCCGGGGAGCCGCGGGCGUCCGGGCCCGGCUCGCUCCAGUCCAAAAUCACAGGGACCCGAAACUGGCGAGCCAUGCAGGAUAUGCGCCGCUACCGGCACCACUACCCGGAUUUGGUGGAGCGAGAGUCCAAUGGUGACAUGCCCAACUUGAGUUUCUACAAAAACGAGAUCCGCUUCCUGCCUAAUGGCUGUUUCGUUGAGGACAUCCUUCAGAACUGGAAGGACAAGUACGAGUUGCUGGAGGACAAUCACUCCUACAUCCAGUGGCUGUUUCCUCUGCGGGAACCCGGAGUGAACUGGCACGCCAAGCCGCUCACACUCAAGGAGGUUGAGGCGUUCAAAAGCUCCGAGGAAGUCAGGGAGCGGCUCAUCCGGGCCUACGAGCUCAUGCUUGGCUUCUAUGGCAUCCAGCUAGAGGACCGGGACACGGGUGCCGUGCGCCGGGCGCAGAACUACCACAAGCGCUUCCAGAACCUGAACUGGCGCAGCCACAAUAACCUGCGCAUCACGCGCAUCCUCAAGUCUCUGGGCGAGCUGGGCUUGGAGCACUACCAGGCCCCGCUGGCGCGCUUCUUCCUGGAGGAGACCCUGGUGCGGUGCGAGCUGCCCGGCGUGCGCCAGAGCGCUCUGGACUACUUCCUGUUCGCCGUGCGCUGCCGGCACCAGCGCCGAGAGCUCGUGCAUUUCGCCUGGCAGCACUUCCAGCCCCGCUGCAAGUUUGUGUGGGGUCCCCGAGACAAGCUGCUGAAAUUCAGGCCCCGAACUGCAGUCGCACCUCCGGCCGGCCCCAGGCAGGUGGAGGGAAAUGAGGUCCCGGAGGAUGCCCUCCAGGAAGCUGGCAGCCAGGGUCAGAUCUGCGGGCCAGAGCAGGACCAAGGAGGGGACAGUGUGCCGGCCAAGGGUGCCGGGCCGCUGAGGGAGGAGCUCCAGGACCCAGGAAACCUGGAGGGGGACCAGGAGGAUAAGGCCGACCCCCCAAGCCCCAAAGAGAGCAAGAAGAGGAAGUUGGAGGCCAACAGGCGGGAGCAGGCCCCCGGGGAGCCGGGGCCCCAGGAUGCCUCUGAGGUGGAGAAGAUAGCACUCAACCUGGAGGGCUGCGCCCUCAGUCAGGGCACUGGUGACACAGGGGAGCCUGAGCCGCCCUGUCCCCAGCCUGCGACAGCCAGGCUGACAGAGGAGGCGAGGAAGCGGAGGAAGGUGGAGGAGGAAGCCGGGGGUGAUGAAGCAGGGGCCAGUGCGCCCGCGAAGCACCCUGAGGCCCAGAGGUGUGAGGGUGGCACCGAGGGGGACCCAGAAAGCCAGGCAGGCCCGGAGCAGGCCGCCCCUGGGAGUCCGUCGGAUGGGCCUGGGCCUGCCGCCACAGCAGCCUCAGUGGAUGCGACGGGAGAGGCGGCCUGGACCGGCGCCCCUGUCAGCCCUGGAAAGCCUUAAGGGAUGGGGAGCCAGCGCCUGUGCAGGGAAACCUGGGCCCGGGUGCCCUGUUGCUGGCUCUUCUCGGUGCCUGGCAGUGCUGGCCUCUCCCUGGUGGUCACUCCAGUGGCCUCUGGGAGGACUGAGGCCUGCCCUCAGGGAAGGCCCAGGCCUUCAAAAGCUUCCUUACCUCACUGCACUCCCACUCGGCUCCCCUGAGCCCCGUGUCUCAUACGGGUGGGGGAGGCCUCAGCGGGAGGGGGUUCAUUUUCUUUGGUGCCAGCGAGGUCUUUUCUGAAUAAACUCCUUGGACUUUGA
Molecule: messenger RNA, 1917 nt
Organism: Cavia porcellus (domestic guinea pig)
Lineage: Eukaryota; Metazoa; Chordata; Mammalia; Rodentia; Caviidae
Gene: Ogfr
Product: opioid growth factor receptor
Exons: 7
Coding region: 58-1620 (520 amino acids)
Cellular component (GO): membrane
Molecular function (GO): opioid growth factor receptor activity
Source: RefSeq, a predicted model, not a curated record